This is a messenger RNA of Rubroshorea leprosula, 1305 nucleotides long. Lineage: Eukaryota; Viridiplantae; Streptophyta; Magnoliopsida; Malvales; Dipterocarpaceae. The record is from the annotation of a GenBank genome assembly.
GUUUCUCCGCUCCAGGGAAGUGGUAAAUUGUUGUUGUUCUGCUAGGAAAAGUUGAUCCUUAUGUAUUUAUUCCCAAAUUGUAGUAUUUCUUAAAAAAUGAUUCUUGCUCCGAUUUUAUGUUUUGGAGGAAUCCCAACAAGCACAGCUCUAAAUCAUCAAAGAAAAUCGUACCAACCUCUUUCUUACAACAGGGUAUCCAAUCAGAAAUCAGAAGCGUGCGAGUGUUUCGAUUUGCAUAAAGAGAUAGUUCCAUAUAGGAAGGCAUGGUCUUGGCAGAAACAGAUUGUUAAGGAGAAGAAGGAAUUGAUCCAAAGAAAUGGGGAUUGUCCGGAUACUUUGAUUGUUCUUCAGCAUCACCCUGUGUAUACAAUGGGUACCGGAAGCUCUGAAGAGUACCUGAACUUUGAUAUAAAGGAAGCUCCUUUCGAUGUUUACCGAACCGAGCGAGGCGGUGAAGUCACAUACCAUGGCCCUGGACAGUUAAUAAUGUACCCCAUUAUCAAUCUCAGAAACCACAAAAUGGAUCUUCAUUGGUACCUCAGGGCACUUGAGGAAGUGGUUAUUCGAGUUCUUUCAUCCACAUUUUCUAUUAAGGCUUCCCGGGUUGAAGGUUUAACUGGCGUUUGGGUUGGAGAUCAGAAAUUGGCUGCAAUGGGGAUAAGGGUAUCUCAGUGGAUAACUUACCAUGGAUUAGCUCUGAAUGUUACCACGGAUCUAACACCUUUCAAUUGGAUAGUUCCAUGUGGGUUACGUAAUCACAAGGUUGGAAGCAUAAAGGGAUUGCUUGAAGAAUUCUGGUUAUCCAAUAGAUGUGAUGAAGCAGAUAUGCAUCAUCUUGAUGAUUGUGAGUUGAUUGAUAUCUCACAUAAAUCCCUGAUUAAGGAGUUUUCUGAAGUUUUCCAGCUUGAAGUCCACCAAAAGACUAUGCAGAUGUCUGAUUUUCGAAUAGAGAACUGUUAAAAUUGUCCCAGAUAUAAAUACCAGUUAUAAACUUUUGAUUGUUUCCUUGUUCUUGAUCCAUGAAUUACUUGCCAACCACCCUGGCCUGGAUAGCAAAUGCUUAGGCUACCUCCUACCCUUCUGUUGGCACCACUUCUCUUCCCCCACCUAUUAGUCCGAGUUGUAAAAAUGUAUAAGAUUUACGUACCUGUAGAACCAGGCUGCUUAUUGUAUCAUUUCUAUCUCAAAUUAUGUUCUGAAUCCUAGAUCGAGAGAAGGAAACUUGUUACUUAGGGCAUGUACACUGGUGUUCAAUGUAAUUGUUAUUUUCUUAAAUUAGAACAGAAACAAAGCUUCGCCCCAUUA